This is a messenger RNA of Monoraphidium neglectum, 1176 nucleotides long. RefSeq names its product BTB/POZ domain-containing protein KCTD21. The transcript has 10 exons. Bases 1 to 1176 code for a protein of 391 amino acids. Gene Ontology annotation, biological process: protein homooligomerization. Lineage: Eukaryota; Viridiplantae; Chlorophyta; Chlorophyceae; Sphaeropleales; Selenastraceae. The record is from RefSeq and is a predicted model, not a curated record. Gene Ontology annotation, molecular function: protein binding.
AUGGUGGACGAUGUGGCAGACACCAAGCGGGCACGGGGCGGCGCUCCGUCAGCAGCGGCAGCGGCGGGCACGUCCGGCGACCAGGGGAUGGAGCCCAGCCCCAGCAACAGCGGCGGCGUCGGCGGCGCGGCCAAUGGCGGCACCAAUGCGGCGGCGUGGCGCGCACACAAGCAGGGCGGCCCGCCGCCCGAGGGCUGCCUCCAAAACGACGGGCUGUCGCUCUCGCUGGAUCACUUCAAAUCCGGCGUCUCCCACCUCCAGGGCCUUUUGGAGGGCUUGGUGGCAUCCGCCAGCGCGGAGCGCGAGGCGCUGGCACGGGAGCGGGCGCAGCUGGCAGCGGAGCGCGGCGCAUUGGACCAGGAGCGGAGCCGCGUGCAGCAGGUGCUGUGUGACAGCGAGCAGGUGACGCUGAGCGUGGGCGGCGCGCGCUUCACCACGACGGUGUCGACGCUGCGCGGCGCGCCGGCGCCCAGCCUGUUCGCCGCCAUGUUCAGCGGGCGCCACGAGCUGCAGCGGUCACCGCAGGAUGGGAGCAUAUUUAUAGACAGGGAUGGCCGCCACUUUGCAGACGUCCUGAAUUACCUGCGCACGCGGCAGCUGGCCUACCCCCAGGACGGGACGGAUUUCAAGUAUCUGCUUGAGUUGCGCGCGGAGGCCGAGUUUUACGGCCUGUCCGGCCUCACCGCAGCCAUCGACCGCUUCCCCUGGUCGCUCGUGAGGGCCGCGCGCGCCGCCUGCGUAGAGGAGGAUGCGCACUGGGUGUACGAGGACGGCGCCGACGAGAUUGUGUUCCGGGUGGACGCGCCCUGCCAGCUGCUGGGCGUCGGCCUCUGCGGCACACACGGCGGGUACACAGCUGAGGUGCAGGUGCUGGCGGUGGAGGAGGACGACUUCGAAUCAGUGGUGGCCACCCUGGGCAGUGGCACGCGCACAGUCACGCGCGCUGACGGCAAGGUGGCGCGCCUGGAUCUGUUUGAGCCUGUGUCCCUGGCGCCCGGCGGCACCUACAUGGUGUCCAUGGUGGCCAAGGGCUCAGACUCAUUCGUCGGGGAGGACUGCCUGCCUGUCGUGGUGGCCGGCGCCGUGAAGAUCUCGCUGCAGUGCUGGGAGAGUGCAAACGGCACCAACGAGCUGCGGGGUCAGUUUCCAGAGCUCUACAUCCGCCCGACCAGCUAA